UUUAAACUUUAAAGGCUAGCAAGCACCGCUCAUCAUCAUGACAGGUGAAAAGCUACGGUCAGGGCGGAAAGACCACAACAAACCCAACAAAAACGAAGAGAUAAAGGACAUUUACGACGAGACCUCCAAUGAAGCAAACCCUAAAGGUACCGGCAACAAUUUCAAGAUCAACAACAACAAGGCUCUCCAGAAAUCCAUCGAAAGCUCGUUGCUGAAGCAGCAUCAGCAUCUCAAUGCAAACAACAUCAACGAUAACGAAGCGGUUGUUGAUAAAAACAAGAAUCCCAUCAUCCUGACUAACGAGGAGCUGCAGUUUCCUGUGCACGAAUGCGUGUUCAAAGGAGACGUGCGGAGGCUCUCCUCCCUCAUUAGGACCCACAGCAUCACUCAGAAGGAUGUGCAUGGAAACACACCUCUUCACCUGGCUGUGAUGCUCGGACAUAAAGAGUGUGCUCUCCUUCUCCUGGCCCAUAAUGCACCUGUGAAAGUAAAGAACGCACAGGGAUGGAGUCCUCUGGCGGAAGCCAUCAGCUACGGCGACAGACAGAUGAUUACUGCAGUGCUGAGGAAGUUAAAGCAGCAGUCCAGGGAGAGUGUGGAAGACAAGAGGCCAAAAUUACUCAAAGCUCUCAGAGAGCUUGGGGACUUUUACCUAGAGCUCCAUUGGGACUUUCAGAGCUGGGUUCCUCUGCUGUCCCGGAGGCUGCCGUCGGACGCCUGUAAAAUCUACAAGCAGGGCAUCAAUAUCAGACUCGACACCACCCUGGUAGAUUUCAAUGACAUGAAGUGUCAGCGUGGAGAUCUGAGCUUCAUUUUCAACGGCGAUGCGGUUCCUUCUCAGUCCUUCGUGGUUUUGGACAACAAAGCAAAAGUUUACCAAAGAGUACACCACGAGGAGUCCGAGAUGGAAACGGAGGAGGAGGUGGACAUUUUGAUGAGCAGUGACGUCUACUCUGCAACGCUGUCCACCAAGUCCAUCACUUUCUCUCGCAGUCAGAUCGGCUGGCUCUUCAGAGAGGACAAGACGGAGAGGGUGGGAAACUUCCUGGCUGACUUCUACGCAGUGAACGGCCUGGUGCUGGAGUCCCGAAAGCGGCGAGAACAUUUAAGCGAGGAGGACAUCCUGCGGAACAAAGCCAUCAUGGAGAGUUUGAGUAAAGUCGGCGGCAUUGGCGAACAGAACUUUGAGCCGGUGAGGAGGAAGUCCCUCACGGCGCCGACCCCCAACACCAUUUCUUGGGAAGAGUACAUAACCGCCGAGCACGGAAAGCCGCCUCAUCUGGGUCGGGAGCUUGUGUGUAAAGAAAGCAAGAAGAACUUCAAAGCCACCGUAGCCAUGAGUCAGGAUUUUCCUUUAGGCAUUGAAUCGUUACUAAAUGUGUUGGAAGUCGUCGCUCCUUUCAAGCACUUCAACAAACUCCGAGAGUUCGUUCAGAUGAAGCUUCCUCCUGGGUUUCCUGUCAAACUCGACAUCCCCGUCUUCCCCACCAUCACGGCGACCGUCACCUUUCAGGAAUUCCGCUACGAUGAGUUCGAAGAGUCCAUCUUCGUCAUCCCAGCGGAGUACAAGGAAGACCCCACCCACUUCCCUGACCUCUGACCUGUAAAGGGAACUGACGUGAAACCUUCAAGCGGCUCAGAGGGAAUGAGGAAGAACUGAAAACCCUUGAAUGAUCUAAAUAUUCUUAUCCUUUAGCUGUUUAAGAAGGAAAAACAAAAAUCUUUCAUCGAUCAUUUAUUCUGCUGAUGUAUCUAAAGCCAGUCGAUCAAAGACGACAGAUUAAUGGGCACUGGCAGGAGAUUUUCUGCUUCUCUACUGUGAAAGUUUUAAAAUGACAAACCUCAUGCACCUCAUGGCCACGCCCACCCUCCUGACCUGCAAGGACUUUCUUGAUCCUGAAACUGCACUGACACGCUCAUGUAAAUAAUUGAUGUUGCAUCUUUAUUUCACGGCAAAGGAAAUCACAGAUCUAGCUAUAACCUUAGACUGAGCUUUGAUUGAAUAUAUAUAUAUAUGAACUCAGAAGGAGUAA
This is a messenger RNA of Oryzias melastigma (Indian medaka), 2033 nucleotides long. Its product is annotated as ankyrin repeat domain-containing protein 13C. Gene Ontology annotation, cellular component: cytoplasm. Bases 38 to 1600 code for a protein of 520 amino acids. The transcript has 13 exons. NCBI's taxonomy places the organism in Eukaryota, Metazoa, Chordata, Actinopteri, Beloniformes, Adrianichthyidae. The record is from RefSeq and is a predicted model, not a curated record. Gene Ontology annotation, molecular function: protein binding.